UAUACGACAUCCGGUGGUUGGGAGUUAGUGAAAAGUUUGAUUGUUGGACGAUACAGCGCCAGUGCAGUGACUUUGAAUGGUAAAAUUUACGUAGUGGGCGGUACAAAUGAUCAUAAGGCUGAAUGCUACAACCCGGAUUCGAAUACUUGGACUUCUUGUACGGAUAUUAGAAAUGAUUACCAAUGGUCACCUGGUGUAGCUGUACAUAACGGUCACAUUUAUGUUUCAGGCGGUAAAAGUGUUGAACGUUACGAUCCUCAGCGAAACAUGUGGUCUCAGAUUUGCUCUUUGGAAGGUUACAAUAACUCUUUAGUAUCGCUGGACAAUAAACUAUGGGCUAUUUGGAAGCACUCAGCAUGUUAUCCGGAGGCAUGUGUAUCAGUCUAUAUCGAGGACCGUUGGAAACAAAAGUGCUCAAUUCCCAAAUCUAACGUGGUGAACUGUUUUGUUGUGCCAGUAUCCUUACUGUCCGACGACAAUGAUUAAAAAUUGUACCUUUUUUUAUUUAAUAAAUUCUUAUCAAAUAAAUUCUCUUAUAAGAAAUAAUAAAUAAUAAA
Bactrocera oleae (olive fruit fly) is the source of this 557-nucleotide messenger RNA. The record is from RefSeq and is a predicted model, not a curated record. NCBI's taxonomy places the organism in Eukaryota, Metazoa, Arthropoda, Insecta, Diptera, Tephritidae.